UGGGGAGGGAGAGAUGGAGCGUGAGAGGAGAGAGAGAGAAGUCGUCGUCGGUGACCUUCGGACCAAAACGGACGAAAGUCGAAGUUGGAAGUUCAAACCACCGCCCAGCGCUAAUCCGUUUUGGGACAGCAUGCGAAAAGCCUCGACAUCAUCUCCAGCCAAACUCCCGCCCGCCUGAUAAUUACGGUCGUUUCUCUGUCGCUGCUGAAGUCCCCGUCCCCUCGCUCAUCACUCCAUCACCAUGUCUACCCUUCUUCAGCAGGUCUACCGCCUCGCCGUGCCUAUCUCGGCCGGAGUCUACCUCUUCAACUCUUCCAUUUACGAUGUUCGCGGUGGUACCCGCGCUGUCAUCUUCGACCGAUUGUCCGGAGUGCAGGAGAAGGUCAUGAACGAGGGUACACACUUCCUCAUCCCUUGGUUGCAGCGGGCCAUUAUCUAUGAUGUUCGCACCAAGCCCCGCAACAUCUCUACCACCACGGGAAGUAAGGACUUGCAGAUGGUCAGCUUGACCCUGCGUGUGCUGCACCGUCCUGAGGUCCCGAAGCUGCCGGCCAUCUACCAGUCCUACGGUAUCGACUACGAUGAGCGUGUGCUCCCGUCCAUCGGAAACGAAGUCCUCAAAGCCAUUGUCGCCCAGUUCGAUGCCGCCGAGCUGAUCACUCAGCGUGAAGCUGUCUCCAACCGCAUCCGCACAGACCUCAUGAAGAGAGCUUCUCAGUUCAACAUCGCCCUCGAGGACGUCUCCAUCACCCACAUGACCUUCGGAAAGGAAUUCACACGCGCCGUCGAGCAGAAGCAGAUCGCCCAGCAGGACGCCGAGCGGGCCCGUUUCAUCGUCGAGAGAGCCGAGCAGGAACGUCAGGCCAAUGUCAUCCGCGCCGAGGGUGAAGCCGAGAGUGCCGAUAUCAUCAGCAAGGCUGUUGCCAAGGCCGGCAGUGGUCUGAUUGAGAUCCGUCGUAUCGACGCCAGCAAGGAGAUCGCGACGACGCUCGCCAACAACCCCAACGUCACGUAUCUGCCUGGUAACGAUGGCAAGGAAGGCGGAAAGAGCACUAGCCUCUUGCUGGGCUUGAGAAACUAGAAGGCGCUGUGGCUUGGUAAAUGGAAUUACGUGUAUUUCUUAUUUCUCUUUUCUUUGUUGCGUUUCCUUCAACCGGAUGGAUCUCAGGCGUGCAUGAUCUCCGUGGCGAAUUAAUGUCGUUUGGUCUUCUUUCUUCAUCUCUUCCUCCUCUCCUACACCCUCACACUCACACGCAUGCACCCUUAUUCGCAUCGACCUGUAGCAAUAUCAUACCCAUUCCUCUCUCAAGAGUGCCUCUACUUAUCCAAACCAAAC
Messenger RNA from Aspergillus vadensis CBS 113365, 1336 nucleotides. RefSeq names its product prohibitin subunit PHB1 (gene phb1). The record is from RefSeq and is a predicted model, not a curated record. The transcript has 2 exons. Gene Ontology annotation, biological process: mitochondrion organization. Gene Ontology annotation, cellular component: mitochondrion; membrane. NCBI's taxonomy places the organism in Eukaryota, Fungi, Ascomycota, Eurotiomycetes, Eurotiales, Aspergillaceae. The coding region runs from base 242 to 1081 and encodes 279 amino acids.